AUGAGGCUGUGUAACCGGGGUGUGAUGAUGCUGCUGACCACGGCGGGGGCUUUCUGCGCCUUCAGCCUCAUGACCAUCGCCGUGGGCACGGACUACUGGCUGUACUCCCGCGGGAUGUGCCGCUCCAAGAACCUGAACGACAACGAGACCGUCCGCAAGAACGAGGAAGUCCUGACCCACUCCGGUCUGUGGAGGACCUGCUGCACGGAGGGGACGUUUCGGGGUGUUUGCAAAGACAUUGAUCACUUUGCUGAAGAUGGAGACUAUGAGCAGGAUGCUGCAGAAUAUUUACUGCGAGCAGUUCGGGCCUCCAGCCUCUUCCCCAUCCUCAGUGUGGGGUUAUUAUUUCUCGGAGGUGUGUGUGUAGCUGCCAGUGAGUUCUACAAGUCACGCUACAAUGUCAUUCUCAGCGCGGGUAUACUCUUUGUCUCUGCAGGUCUCAGUAACAUCAUUGGCAUCAUUGUGUACAUAUCAGCCAACUCAGGCGACCCCAGCCAGAGCGACAACAAGAAGAGCUACUCCUACGGCUGGUCUUUCUAUUUUGGGGCUUUGUCCUUCGUGCUGGCUGAGAUGGUGGGCGUCCUGGCAGUGCAUGUGUUCAUAGAGAAGCACAGGCAGCUGCGCACGAAAGGUCGGCCUUCCCUCAUCAAGCCACCCAUCUCCCGUAGCUCAUCUUACUACCGCAACCGAUACUACCAGAACCGCAGCCGCCGAUACAGUUACAGGAGCAACCACAGCGCGGGGGACUCCACCUCACACUCUUUUCGAGCGUCCUUGGUGCAAGAGCGAGAGCCGUCCCUCUCCACCGAAUCCAAACUCACCGGCAUGGCAGCGCCACUGACAGUGGGCUCAGAGUUCAUGCUUUACACCUUAACCUCGCCACUCAAAGACGGUAAGAUUGACGUGGCUGUGGAUGAUUUAACUACUGCAGUCGCUCACAACAACACAGACAUUCUGCCUGGAAACUGUGCUGCCAACAGAAGGACCACGCCUGUGUGA
Molecule: messenger RNA, 999 nt
Organism: Seriola dumerili (greater amberjack)
Lineage: Eukaryota; Metazoa; Chordata; Actinopteri; Carangiformes; Carangidae
Gene: cacng3a
Product: voltage-dependent calcium channel gamma-3 subunit-like
Exons: 4
Coding region: 1-999 (332 amino acids)
Biological process (GO): neurotransmitter receptor transport, postsynaptic endosome to lysosome; positive regulation of synaptic transmission, glutamatergic; regulation of AMPA receptor activity
Cellular component (GO): AMPA glutamate receptor complex; postsynaptic density membrane
Molecular function (GO): channel regulator activity; voltage-gated calcium channel activity
Source: RefSeq, a predicted model, not a curated record